This is a messenger RNA of Papilio polytes (common Mormon), 3952 nucleotides long. RefSeq lists its product as uncharacterized. NCBI's taxonomy places the organism in Eukaryota, Metazoa, Arthropoda, Insecta, Lepidoptera, Papilionidae. Gene Ontology annotation, molecular function: protein binding. The transcript is spliced from 6 exons. The record is from RefSeq and is a predicted model, not a curated record. The coding region runs from base 214 to 3009 and encodes 931 amino acids.
UCAACCAGUGUGGAGUGCGCGGAGCAGGCGAGUGGUCGUGUGACGUCAGAGCGCGUCGGUCGCACAACCAUACAGCGCAGCGAAUAUUGAAUAGAAGUAGUUGCGGUACCGUUGCUCGGCGUCGUCGUACAUUUUGUGCUAAUUUGUGUUUAUGUGCGAACUUUGACAAGGAACUUAACGUUUUGUGCUAUUUUAUUCUUCUACUGCGAUUCCAUGUGUGAGGGCUCUAUGGCGGUGGCGAGGGGUCUUUGCGCGCUGGUCGCCGCACUCUGCCUCGCCUCUCUCUGCAGCGCGGGACCUGUGGGCCCUCUUCCGAAUGUGACCAGCCUAGAUCUCGGCCUCAAGGAAGGGGGGUGCGCGGUUGGCGACGUGGUGUAUAUGCCUGGCGACGAGUUCGGCGGGGCGACCGCGUGCGAGCGGUGCCGGUGCGCACACGGCGGUGUGCUGUGCGAGCGUGAGCAGUGCCAGCCGCGGCCCGGCUGCAAGGCGCUGCACCGCCCCGACCACUGCUGCCCCACAUACCAGUGUGAGUGCGAGCAGGAGGGGCGGGUGUACGGCAACGGCGAGAAGCUGGUGGACCCGCAAGACCCGUGCCGCGUGUGCUACUGCCAGGGUGGCGAGGUGGUCUGCCGGCGCAUCGCGUGCUUCGUGCGUGACGACUGCUCGCCGCGCCGCGUGCCCGGCCGCUGCUGCCCCGAGUACGAUAACUGCCCGCUCAGAGGUGUUACAACGAUUUCUGGGAUUACACCGGCGGCGCCCAGUGUGUCCGCGCUGGGAGACCCGGCAGCCAGCGUCGAGCCAACGCCUAUUAAGGAACCCCUAAACCCGCCCAAAAAUGAAAUAACAAUCAAAGAAAUCACUCCCGUCUCUGAGAUACCAGUUAUUACUGAAGUGAAAAUAAAGGAGAUUCCGCCCUCGCUCGGUGUCGAUGAAUAUGUCUCGUCCAAGUCUCCGCUCAUACCGCGCGAGGCCACCUCCGAGAAAUCUGAAAUUGAUAACAUUGAAACACAGGAAAUGAGUAAUGAUGAAACAUCUGCAUCUUUCAAUACUUCCGCGCCCACGGAAGCGUCCAAAUCAGGUGAUGAAAGGGAUACCGCCGCGCAAGGCACCAACGACACCGCUCCCUCUAAGAUCAGUCUCUCGACACAGGAUUCGAUAAAUAACAACAUCUACACCGCCAGCUUGCCCAUAGCCGUCGCCACUGCGGGCUCGCCGUCGAUGUCAACUAAUGUAGCUUCGGUGCCUCCCAGCAAAUCUUCUGUGAUAGAGGAAGAAGAUACUUCCUUAUUCGAUCACAACCCUGCUUUCCCCCCGAUACCUGACGACUUGUCAGUGGCAGGAAAUCACGAGGAAGAAGUAUUCACGGAACAAAAUAUGGAUACUGAACACGUGUCCGUGGCUCAUGAAGUGAUGAAUGCCGCGAGCACAGCGGCCGCUGCGGAAACAGUUGCCGCGAAGGAAGCCGCCACCGCUGCUACAUCGAGCUUUACUUCCGAAGCGACCUCGGCCGCGUGGCCUAACCCUCGGGAAAUUUCUUCGGACGGGAGCAUCACCGAAUCGGAUGAAAGCGUCACUAUAGUUACAUCAAAAUCUAGGGAGAGUUCUAUGCUCAAUUUGCGGUCCGUUUUACCCACGGAGAUAUUAAAUGUUCCCUCUCAUACGGGGCUGUCAGUAGAGAUGAGCGACGGCACCGCGGCCCCGAGUACAGAGUCGCCAGUGACCAGUCAAGGCGCGGAGGAGGUCAGUGAAGCAAUUAACUUAAAUCCCGUCGAUGGCAUCCCUAUGAGCACAGACGAUCCCGAUUCCCUAGAGCUCGAAGCGGGCGGCAACACCACGGAAACAUCGGCGCGGGCGAGUGGAGGUAAUGUUCCGCAAGAACAAACCACUAGUUCCAUCUCAAAGUCAAACAUAGGCACGGAGGUUACGUCGCAGACGGAAUUGAGCUCCUUGCCAAUCGAAACUAGCGACCAAAAUCCCCACGACUCGUCUGAAAACAUAACUAAAGAUAGAUCAUCGAUGUCUACGGUUGAUCCCUUGAUGUUGGACGAUAGCUCUGCCAAACCUAAAACAGGACCGUCAUUCGUGGAAAAUCAAUCUUUUGAAAGCUUUGAAACGACGGAGAUCGGUUCCUUAGCUUUAGGUUCGCAAGAAACUGCAACCGCGGGCGUGGAAUCGAUUCAAUUAUUCUCCGACUCCGGAAAAAGCUCCGCUCUUAUCGAGCAACCGACUGGCAGGAAUAGCAAUGUAUUGACCGAUCUGAUCAAGAUAGUCGGCGACGUGGCCGCCAUCGGAGACCACACCGACUCGCCCGAACUCGAACAUCAAACUGCGAGUCCGACGACCAUUUCCGACUCCGAAGAAUUGAUACCAGUCAAUGCCGGUUACAAAAGUAAGAAUAAAAAUUGGAAUCUCAAUUCCAUAACCGAGGUGCCGUUCAAAUCUAAAGGAAGUAGCAAGCCUAAGGUCGUCGAGAUUGAAGAUGAGGACGACACCGAUACGAUAACAGACUCUCCGGUGCCCAACGAUAAAGUGGAGCCCACCACGCGACGGCCCAUCAUAGACAACGUAUCGGAUGAAAAAGCUGAAAACAAAACGGAGAAGAAAGAUAUAGAGAUCAUAACGCAGUCCUACGUGCCGACGUUAAAUAGGCGACCUACGAAGGUGAUCAUGAAGAAGAGCAACGAGCGAUCAGUAGGAGAGCGGCCCGGAGCUGGCGAGGUGACCACUGACGGCGGAGGCGACUCAUCAGAUGCCGCUAGCGAUGCAAGUGUCAACUCUGACACAACAGUUGCACCAAUGUCGGAGGCUGCUGCGACGGAGGCCACUACGCCGAGCGCCGCCGACAGCACGCCGAGCGCUACCGACAGUCCGCCGAGCGCUGCCGACAACCCGCCGAGCGCUGCCGACAGCACGCCGAGCGUUGCCGAGAGCACGCCGAGCGCUGCCGACAGCGCGUCUGGCGCGGACGGGCCGGUGCAGACGACGGACGCGUUCGGCCCCGCGCAGUGAGGACGCCGCGGGACUGUCGAUGGAACCUCAGCUCAGAAAAUUAGCAUUUCAUAGUGAAUAAGUUUCGUUCAUGAAACUAAGUUAAUGUAGAGACUAUUAGAUUUAAAGAGUUUAAAUUACCUUGUCGUAUUUAAACGUCGACUCAAUUCGACUUCUAGCUCUGAAAGAUCUCUUGGCUGGAUGUAUAUUUUUGAUUUCAGAGGCCAGGUUGUACCGGUCCGAUAUACUAGCUGGACAAAUUAUUUAUAGUUUAGAUGUAAUCAUACGAGAGACGCGAUCCCUUGGCGUCGUGUGUGUCGUGUGACACCGGGCGGAAGUUUUAUCGUUAGAUAAGUUAUUUAUUUUAGUGAGAAAUGUGAGUAAAACGAUUAGUAAGCAAGCAAGCUAGUCACAGGGAGCCGGCGCGCGCCGCCACUUGCCGCGCCGUCGCACCGCGCAGUCGCAGCUCCUGUAGCAUUCCGCAAAAUUAUAACUCGUGCUCAUUCUUUCACAAAUGCAACAAAAUUUGGUACAAAACGAAUUUGAUAUAAUCAAUUAUGAACCUUAUGAAUAUAGAUGUAGAUGGUUUAGAAUUAUAUGAAUGUUAUCGCACAUAGUCUACGUUAUUGCACAAAGUGGCUACUUGUAGCGGUAGGUGGGUGCGUGGCUCGGGCGCACAUCGUUUUAGAUCAUUCGUUUGUACGUGUCCUCGUCUAGAGACCGAUGCGGUUUCGACCAUUUUAUUAGUUUGUAUUGAUGUCGGCCAGCAGCAGCAGCAGCAGCAGUAGCAGCAGCAGCCUGCGCUGCGGUGACUGUAUCGCGUUACGCUCCAAGUGAGAUUCCUCAAAGUGCUCCUUCUUGCUCCGGAAGACCGUUUGAUUCUUUUCCCGGGCAAUAAGCGCAUCUGCUCAUUGUAUUAUUUAAUACUUAUUGUUUUUUUACAAAUAAAAGACAUUAGACUGAA